Messenger RNA from Solanum verrucosum, 1344 nucleotides. RefSeq names its product bifunctional nuclease 1-like. The record is from RefSeq and is a predicted model, not a curated record. NCBI's taxonomy places the organism in Eukaryota, Viridiplantae, Streptophyta, Magnoliopsida, Solanales, Solanaceae. Gene Ontology annotation, cellular component: VCB complex; nucleus. The coding region runs from base 138 to 1100 and encodes 320 amino acids. The transcript has 11 exons. Gene Ontology annotation, biological process: protein ubiquitination. Gene Ontology annotation, molecular function: nuclease activity.
AACUUCAUUUUUUUUUUCAUCAUACUGUAAUUUUUGUGGUUGAAGCUAUGAAUUGGUGAUCGGUAGGUGUUGAUUUUUGCAGUUCUGCAGAAGAUCGAUUAAGAGAUUUUGUGGAGAACUCUAUAAUUCAGGCAAAAAUGAGCUCUCUACAAGGGCCUGUUGUUUUCCCUCUGGUUAGUGGAAAGAAAGCAGGUACACUCAGUUCACCUAUAGUGAAGGCUAAGAUGCUGAGGAGUGAGUUCUUGGGGUUUAAUGGAAUACCUAGACAGCAGGAUAAUGUGGCUCAUGUACCACGAUCACGUUUAAGCAAGUUGAUCGGAUGUAGUUUCAGUUCAUCAUCAAAUGAUAGUGGUAGUACAGCCGAGAAUUUUAACGAAAGUGAUGCUGAUUAUGUGAAUUCUAGCGUGGUUGAAGCUGUUGAAGUGCAUAGCGGGAAAGAUGGUUUCAUGAUUAAGAUGAGAGAUGGAAGUCAUGUGAAAUGCAUCCAUAACAAUCCGCAGGGGGUUCAUGUACAUAAUUAUGCUCCAAACCCAGCGGUUGUGCUAAAGAUGGAGGACGGGACUGGGCUGCUUCUUCCUAUAAUUGUUUUGGAGAUGUCAAGUGUGCUGCUCAUGGCUGCUGUACGCAAUGUCCAACUUGCCAGACCAACAAUGUAUCAAGUUUUGAAGGAAAUGGUCGAAAAGAUGGGCUACACAGUUAAACUUGUUCGAGUUACCAAGAGAGAGCACGAGACAUAUCUUGCUCAGUUACAUCUAACCAAGUUAGAUAACGAUGCUGAGAGUAUUAGCUUCGAUCUUCGUCCUUCUGAUGCAAUCAACAUCGCUGUGAAAUGCAAGGUGCCGAUACAAGUCAAUAAAAACUUGGCGUACAGUGAUGGCGUGAGGAUUGUUGAGUCUGCAGAUCUUGCACCGCGUGCUGCCUCUUCUGAUGGCCUAUUGUUCACUGGGCCUGACAAACCCGCUGGGCAGCCAUCCACAGAUGAAAAGGAGUUUAUUCUUGUACGAAACAUGCUGGUUGCUGCAGUCGAAGAACGAUACAGAGAUGCAGCUCUUUGGAGGGACAAGCUUACUCAACUUCGAUCCAACAAGAAUUGGGCAUAGCAAGGAUUGUUGCAGUUUGUUGAAGCAAGAACUCGAUAUGUAUAUAGAAACCAUUUAUCGAUACGAUCAGCAUUGAAGAUCAAUUAUAUAUAGCUCUUCCUCAAAAUAUGUAUAUAUUGUAUAUUUGUAUAGACUCUAAUGCUAAUGUUAAGAAGAAAAAAGCUUAAACUGGUAAAACUAGUUGUUCUUGGCAAUGUAAAGAACUAGUGAAUAUAAGUGUCAAUUGGCCUAUUAAAAAGUGUCA